CACACAUAACUUAAUAAUCAGAGAGAGAGAGCGAGAAAGAGAGAGAGAGAGAGAGAGAGAGAGAAAGAGACCGCAUGUAGAGAGAGGGGGUUAGCGCUUGCAGAGAGGGAGAGAGCACAGGAGCAGAGAAAGGGAGUGUGACAGAAAAUAAAGACAGAUAUUGAGAGCGCUGAGGAAGAGUGACCGAGAGUGACAGCCCAGAGAGAAAGAGAGGGAGGGAAGGAAAGAGAGGGAGAGAAAGAGAGGGAGAGAAAGAGAGGGAGAGAGGGAGGGAAGGACUGACCAGAAUGACGGAGGGAGGAGGGACAGGAGGAGGAAAGUAGAAGAGAGGAAGAGAGAUAUUGAAAGAGUCAGCACAGUUAGCGAGUGAGGGAGGGAGCCAGUGAGAAGAGAGAAAGAAAGAGGGAGAAAGAGGGAGCAAAAAAAAUAAAGAGCAAAAGAGGUACAGCUCAGCAAAUCAGGGCUUUCAGCCAGCACAGCUAUUCCCUGCUCAGCUGUUGUGUUCCAGCCAGAGAGGAGAGUUUCAUUGCCUCUGAAAAGCGAGAUAGAGCAACAAAAAAACGAGAGAAAGAGAGAGAGGAAGAAGCUAACUUGCUGUGGAAGAGUGGGAGAGAGAGAGAGCGAGAGAGCAAGGGAGACCGAGAGAGAGAGAGAGAGAGAGAGAGAGAGACAGAGAGACAGAGAGACAGAGAGAAUAAGAGGUUCUCUGUCCAGAGUUUAGGAAGAGAAAAUGGAUUCCGACUCGGGGGAGCAGAGUGAGGGGGAUCUCUCUCCAGGCCAGGAGUGUUUCAACUCUCGCUCCCUGGCCCUCCAGGCACAGAAAAAGAUCCUAUCCAAGAUGGCGACCGUGGCGGUGGCCAACCUCCUGACGGACGACGUCAGCAGUGAGAUCCUGGACGAGCUGUACAAGGUCAGCCGGGAGUUCACCAAGAGUAAGAAGGAGGCCCACAAGAUCGUCAAAGACGUCAUCAAGAUCGCCCUGAAGAUCGGCAUCCUAUACCGCAACCACCAGUUCAGCCCAGACGAACUGGACACGGUCGAACGCUUCAAGAAAAAGAUGAACCAGGCAGCCAUGACGGCGGUCAGCUUCUACGAGGUGGACUACACGUUCGACCACCGCAUUCUGUCAGAGUUGCUGCUGGAAUGCCGGGAUCUUCUGCAUGCGCUGGUGGAGCAGCACCUGACCCUGCGGUCGCACACUCGCAUCGACCACGUGUUCAACCACUUUGCCCACGGGGAGUUCCUGGCCGAGCUGUACGGAGAUGGAGAGGAUUACAGACUGUACCUGAGGAAGAUCUGCAACGGGAUCAACAAACUGCUGGACGAGGGAACGCUUUAACCUCUGACCCCUGAUCUCUCACCUCUCACCUGACAUUUGACCCUGCUCCUCCCUUCCUAUUACUCAAUCUCCAUGGUUGCGGCUCAAUAAUCCCCCCUUUCUCCUGAAGUGUGCACUUGUUCACCUACCUUCAUGGAUUUGAAAGGAAAUUAUUGGUAUAUGGAACUUCCUUGUAGCCCAUGCCUACACUAAUCCAAUAUUUUUACAUUUGUGGGGAGUAGCAGAUGAGUGCACACUUCAGGAAGAAGGAGAGAUUAUUGGGACACACUCCUCCUCUUCCUCCGGUCUCUCCACGGAUCUGCUUUCCCUCCUCUCAUUCCUUCUCUUUUUAAAAACCCUGAUCUGUUCUGUUCUACCUUUAACCUUAUUUUUCCUCCUGUUCUCCAACUUCCUCCUCUCUUUUCUCUCCUCCUCUCCCACUUCCUCCUCUCU
Messenger RNA from Oncorhynchus mykiss (rainbow trout), 1771 nucleotides. RefSeq names its product tumor necrosis factor alpha-induced protein 8-like protein 3. Gene Ontology annotation, cellular component: cytoplasm. Gene Ontology annotation, biological process: regulation of apoptotic process. Lineage: Eukaryota; Metazoa; Chordata; Actinopteri; Salmoniformes; Salmonidae. The record is from RefSeq and is a predicted model, not a curated record.